GCUGUCGUGGGAGAGCGUGAAGCAACUUCACGGCUGUUGUCGAAGUCAAAAGAUUGUUACAGGAUCCAAUGAUGAGUUACGUGGAAAAGCCCGAAGACAUUACGAAAGACGCAUGGAUGGACAAACUGAACAAUGUACAAAUACAGAGGUCUGACAUGAACCGGCUUAUUAUGAAUUACCUGGUGACAGAGGGGUUUAAAGAGGCAGCUGAGAAGUUCCGGAUGGAGUCUGGGAUCGAGCCCAGUGUGGACCUGGACUCGCUGGAUGAGAGGAUAAAGAUCAGAGAGAUGAUCCUAAAGGGGCAAAUACAGGAGGCCAUUGCACUCAUCAACCACUUACACCCAGAACUGCUUGACACCAAGCGCUACCUGUACUUUCACCUGCAACAACAGCACUUGAUUGAGUUAAUCAGGCUGCGGGAGACGGAGUCUGCUUUGGAGUUUGCCCAGACACAGCUGGCAGAGCAGGGUGAGGAGAGCAGAGAGUGCUUGACAGAGAUGGAGAGGACACUGGCUCUUCUUGCCUUCGAUACCCCAGAGGAGUCGCCCUUUGGAGACCUGCUUAACAUGAUGCAGCGACAAAAGGUGUGGAGUGAGGUGAACCAGGCUGUGUUGGACUACGAGAACAGGGAGUCAACGCCCAAGCUGGCCAAGCUACUCAAGCUGCUGUUGUGGGCUCAGAACGAGCUGGACCAGAAGAAAGUGAAAUACCCCAAAAUGACAGACCUCAGCAAAGGCAUUAUUGAGGAUCUCAAGUGAAAUGACGAGCAGUGACAUGGACUACCAUACUUUCUAUUUAUAAUCUGUGAAAGACAGGAUGGUAACGGAAAAAUAACAGGUAUAUAAAUGAUUUUUUUCAUGUUGCAUAUAUGAUGGGACUUAAUUGAGUGUGCAAAUGCUAUAUGGCUGUGAAAAAAAAAAAAGUGUAAAACACGAUUUAAACAUUUCAACAGAGUACCCGCAUUUAUAUACACUUUGAGAGACCACACAUUUAAAUGACUGGUUUAUAUUUGCUUACCUGAGAAAUUGGUAUUAAUCAAUUGUACUUGAGUGUCAUGGUCAGUUCUGAAUUUUAAUUAUUUUUUUUUUAAGCCACUGAGUCACCACGUUGAGUGUGGGUGUUAGGAUUUUAUACAAAACAUAUAGUUAAAGGUCAAAUGUAGCUGUUUUUAUAUUUAUUUUUUUAUCUCUAUAAAAUCAUUUCUGGGUAACAAAUAAGUAUGUGACUGUUCAAUUAAAGUGGUCAACAGGAAACAAAUAGCUUCUUGGUGAAGAGCAAUUCCUCAAGCAAGAAUUUCGCUAGGAUUGUCUGGGAGUGAUCUGAGUGGGGAGGGUAAAACAGAACUAUCUAAUGAGAGAGCUCUUUUUUAUUGGUGAUGUUACCAGACAGGCCAAAACUCUGAGGCAGUCUUUUCAAACAGCUCUUACACUACCACCUUUUUCAAAAUGUCAGUAUUUCAACCUCUGUGUGGAAAUAUGUAUGUUAAACACAGGAAAUAUAUUUGUUUGUAAUGCACAGCCUUUUAAGCCUAAAUUAGGCUUCUAUGUAAAGGACAGAGGGAAAUAUAGGCUAAAUGCUGUUUUUAUUUUUUAUAAGGGGUUUGGGUCAUGUGGAAAAUGUCAGGUAACAGUUACAGUAAUUUGAUUGGUUAAAACGGCAAGUCUUUAUCUUCUGGACAUCUGGUCUUAACCUGUCUACUGAUGGAUGAAAUUAUUACACACAUGGAAAUACGGGUUUCUUUUAAAUGGUUGACUGAGUUUACAUUCCCUUCUGUUUUUGAAAGAUACCUGAAGCUCUGCCUUGUAGGUUAUAUUGAGGCAUGAAAACUUGUAGCUGGAGGGUGAAACCCUUGACCUUUCACAGUAUAACGCCUCUCGUAGAGAAGUUGGUAUAAGGUACACAUGACCAGAUUGCUAUUAAGAGUUAGUAACCAGUCUGAAUUUGUACAUUUACUGCACAGAGGCAUGUGGUGUAAAUAUUGUUCAAUGGGUUAAGGUCACUGUAGAAGCGCUCAUUUCUCGUUUAUGUUGUGACUUUUGUUUUUUCCUGCUGCUAAAUGUCCAUUUCAUUGUACGAUCAGACAAUGUGAUUAUGCACAGACUACAGAGAACUCCCCUCCCUUGUAUUAUUGGAUGUU
This is a messenger RNA of Oncorhynchus gorbuscha (pink salmon), 2137 nucleotides long. Its product is annotated as glucose-induced degradation protein 8-B homolog. The transcript is spliced from 5 exons. Gene Ontology annotation, molecular function: protein binding. The coding region runs from base 69 to 758 and encodes 229 amino acids. The record is from RefSeq and is a predicted model, not a curated record. Gene Ontology annotation, biological process: positive regulation of canonical Wnt signaling pathway; proteasome-mediated ubiquitin-dependent protein catabolic process. NCBI's taxonomy places the organism in Eukaryota, Metazoa, Chordata, Actinopteri, Salmoniformes, Salmonidae. Gene Ontology annotation, cellular component: cytoplasm; nucleus.